CCGGGGGGGGCCCCCCGCCCGCAGGAGGUGAUGCACAACCCAAACCUGGGGAGGAAAAACCAAAGGACGCCCCGAAGCCAAUGGCGGUGCAGCCCAAGGAUGAAGUGGGCACGAGGAAAGGAUGUCGCCGCUACCGGUGGGAACUCAAGGACAGCAACAAAGAGUUCUGGGUCUACGGGCACGCUUUCGUCAAGCUCGUCAGCCUGGGCUGCCUGAUCGCCGCGCUCAUACUCUUGCAUGGGCUCGCGGUACACCCCAUCGUGCUACUCAUCAUCACCAUGGAACUGUCCAUCUUCAUCUUCUUCAUUAUCCUCUACAGCUUUGCCAUCCAAAGAUACAUGGCCUUCAUCCUGUGGCCCAUCACUGACCUCCUCAACGACCUGUUCGCCUGCGGCUUCCUCGUGGGCGGGGCCGUCUACGCCGUGCAGAGCCGGAAGACCAUGCCGCUGCACUAUUUUAUCGCCGUGAUCCUGAUGGGCGUGGCUGCACUUUUUGCUUUUAUCGACAUCUGUCUCCAGAGAAAACACUUCAAAGGCAAGAAAGUCAAAAAGAACGUGCUGGUUCCUCCCCCGCCAAAGGGUCAAGAACCACCCCCAGCAGAGAAAACAGAGCCAGGGAAAGAGCCCGAGAAGGAGAAACCCAAGGAACCCGAGAAGGACAAAGGCAAGGACACGGAGAAGGACAAAGGGAAAGACAAGGAUAAAGGGAAGGACAAAGGGAAGGGAAAGAAGUAGCCGGGAGG
This is a messenger RNA of Lepus europaeus (European hare), 742 nucleotides long. RefSeq names its product CKLF like MARVEL transmembrane domain containing 2 (gene CMTM2). The record is from RefSeq and is a predicted model, not a curated record. The transcript is spliced from 4 exons. NCBI's taxonomy places the organism in Eukaryota, Metazoa, Chordata, Mammalia, Lagomorpha, Leporidae. Gene Ontology annotation, cellular component: membrane. The coding region runs from base 81 to 734 and encodes 217 amino acids.